AAAUAAUAAUACCCAUCCACCUAUCUGUGGGCUUGGAAAGAGCUCAUCCCACCCUUCCUCCCAAAAGACACUCAGCCCAACCCAUUAGGGUUUUAAUUUCCUCCAAUUACAUGUAUAAGUUAACCUAGGGUUUUCCGAUUCAAAGUUUGUUGGCCUCCACACCAUCUGUUCUGCGUUAGAGGGGGAAAAACACAGAGAAAAUGAAGGCCAUUCUCUCGUCUGACAGCAUGGACAUCCCCGACGGCGUGAAGAUCAAGGUGAACGCCAAGGUGAUCGAUGUUGAGGGCCCGAGGGGUAAGCUCUCUCGCAACUUCAAGCAUUUGAACCUCGAUUUCCAGCUGAUAAAGGACGAGGCCACCGGAAAGCAGAAGUUGAAGGUCGAUGCCUGGUUCAGUAGCCGGAAAACCACCGCCGCCAUCCGCACAGCCCUCAGCCACGUCACCAAUCUGAUCAACGGUGUUACAAAGGGCUACCGUUAUAAGAUGCGUUUUGUCUAUGCCCACUUUCCGAUCAAUGCUUCCAUCACCAACAACGGGACCGCCAUUGAGAUCCGUAACUUCCUCGGCGAGAAGAAGGUAAGGAAGGUGGAUAUGCUUGAAGGAGUUAACAUUUUCCGGUCUGAGAAGGUUAAGGAUGAGUUGGUUUUGGAUGGAAAUGACAUUGAGCUCGUUUCUCGUUCUGCGGCCUUGAUAAAUCAGAAAUGCCAUGUGAAGAACAAAGAUAUAAGGAAGUUCCUUGAUGGCAUAUACGUGAGCGAGAAGGGUGCUAUUGCAGAGGAGGAAUAAGUUACCAACUAUGAGUUUAUCAUUGUUACAUGGUUUCAAUUUUGAAAUGUGGUGCCCUGUUUUUAAGUCUUGUUGUUUUGAGACUUCUUAUAGAUGUAUUCCAUGCUGAAUUUACAGUUUUGCGUAGGGAGCUGUGCUUAAGGAUUUGUUAGUUUGCAUAGUGUGUUAUGGUCAUUUGAUGUUAGAAACUGUUUUGCCUAUGCAAAUGCUAGUUGCCUUUAAUCUCCCCUAGCAUUUCUUGACUUUGAAUCGUUUCUAAAUUGGAGAGUUUUCUUGACUAUCAGUGGCUAGCCUCUGUUGAUGUUUACUAGUUUUGAAUUUGAUUAAUGUCGUGUAUAUAGU
This is a messenger RNA of Striga asiatica, 1127 nucleotides long. The record is from the annotation of a GenBank genome assembly. NCBI's taxonomy places the organism in Eukaryota, Viridiplantae, Streptophyta, Magnoliopsida, Lamiales, Orobanchaceae.